Messenger RNA from Nomascus leucogenys (northern white-cheeked gibbon), 2240 nucleotides. It is a transcript of the gene ACTR1B, whose product is annotated as actin related protein 1B. The record is from RefSeq and is a predicted model, not a curated record. NCBI's taxonomy places the organism in Eukaryota, Metazoa, Chordata, Mammalia, Primates, Hylobatidae.
CCGGGCACCUGCUGUCAAUCGGUCCAGGUGGGAGCGAUGAUUGGCCGCCGGGCCCGCCCUCCAGAAAGCCCCGCAGGGCUCGCGUAGGCUGCAGGCUCGGGGAGGGAGGGGAGCGGCGCCGCGUCGGGAUCUGCCGCCGUCCCGGUCCGCCCGCCCAUCCGGUCCCUCCUGCAGCCCGCCUGCUGGGCAGGGCCGGCGCGGCCUGGCCAUGGAGUCCUACGACAUCAUCGCCAACCAGCCUGUGGUCAUCGACAACGGUUCGGGGGUGAUUAAAGCUGGCUUUGCAGGAGACCAGAUUCCCAAAUACUGUUUCCCAAACUAUGUCGGGCGGCCCAAGCACAUGCGGGUGAUGGCUGGAGCCCUGGAGGGGGACCUCUUCAUCGGACCAAAAGCAGAGGAGCACCGGGGGCUGCUGACCAUCCGCUACCCCAUGGAGCACGGUGUGGUGCGAGACUGGAACGACAUGGAACGCAUCUGGCAGUACGUCUACUCCAAGGACCAGCUGCAGACCUUCUCGGAGGAGCAUCCUGUGCUCCUCACGGAGGCCCCGCUCAACCCGAGUAAGAACCGGGAGAAGGCGGCAGAGGUGUUCUUUGAGACCUUCAACGUGCCAGCCCUGUUCAUCUCCAUGCAGGCUGUGCUCAGUCUGUAUGCAACGGGACGCACAACAGGAGUGGUUCUAGACUCGGGGGAUGGGGUCACUCACGCCGUGCCCAUCUAUGAGGGCUUUGCCAUGCCCCACUCCAUCAUGCGGGUGGACAUUGCCGGCCGCGACGUCUCCCGCUACCUCCGACUCCUGCUGCGCAAGGAAGGGGUUGACUUCCAUACCUCGGCUGAGUUUGAGGUUGUCCGGACAAUCAAAGAGCGAGCCUGCUACCUGUCCAUCAACCCACAGAAGGAUGAGGCUCUGGAGACGGAGAAGGUGCAGUACACGUUGCCAGAUGGCAGCAUGCUUGAUGUGGGGCCUGCACGAUUCCGGGCCCCCGAGCUGCUGUUCCAGCCGGACCUUGUGGGGGAUGAGAGUGAGGGGCUCCAUGAGGUGGUGGCCUUCGCCAUACACAAGUCCGACAUGGACUUGCGCCGGACACUGUUCGCCAACAUCGUGCUCUCAGGUGGCUCGACGCUUUUCAAAGGCUUCGGAGACCGACUACUCAGUGAAGUGAAGAAGCUUGCCCCAAAGGAUAUCAAAAUCAAGAUCUCGGCCCCACAGGAACGGCUGUACUCCACGUGGAUUGGCGGCUCCAUCCUGGCCUCGCUGGACACUUUUAAGAAGAUGUGGGUGUCCAAAAAGGAGUAUGAAGAGGAUGGCUCCCGUGCUAUUCAUCGCAAAACUUUCUAGUGCCCAAGGAGGGCGGGGCAUGUUGGGAGACGGGGAGGGAGGGGAGCCAGAGCCUUUAACCCUUUUUGGUCUGGGCUCUUAUACUAGGCUUAGGGUCCCCUGCAUGCCCCGAACCCCUGGGUGGGCGGCACAGCAGUGCCCCCCUGUAGCCUUCCCCUCUACACACACACGACACACACACGAGUAACAUUGAGCUGCAUGGACAGGAGCCUUGAGCUGGCGUGUGGGAAUUGAGCGCCAUGUUGAGCUGUUGUGGGUAUCCCCCUGGCAGGGCCAGCUAGGCCUGUGGUUCCCUGCUCUGACUCUCAGGGCUGCCUCCCCGAGCUCCAGGGCCAGAAUGCCUGGAUGCCUGGGUAGCCAGUUUGGGGAGUGGGCUGCAGGGGGCAGCCAGCAGCUCCCACUGGUGUAUCAGUGCAUCCAUUGCCACCUCCUGUUCGUGACCUGACAGGGUGGCACAGCCCCUUUCACACUCUGUCCUCCUAUAUUCCUGGGUAGAUGCCCUGGUGUAGGGCUGAGUACUGAAUGGUCUUCCAUCCCCAGCAAGGGGGUCCAGCCCAGGGUCAGGCCCUUCGGAGCCAGGGCAGAGGACGCACGGUGGCCAGAGCUGCUGCACUCUCCUUUUCAGAGCACUUCAUCGACUUGCUCCUCCCUCUACCCUUGGCACCCUGGGUGGGAAAGGGUUGAUGCUCAUCAUUUAUUGAGGGGAAGCCACUUAAUAAGGAGUCAGACCUAAAAGGGGGUGGGGGACAUUUUCUUACCUCACCCAAGAAAGAGGUCGUCACUUUUGCUGUGGCCAGGGCCCCACCUCCCUCUCUCAGAUAUGUACAAUAAUUUAACACGGUUGCCUGAAAAAAAAAAACUUUUGUAAAUCAUUAUAGUAAUAAUUAUGGACAAGGCCCAG